GUUGGUUUCCGCUUCGUAGGUACUUUCUUUAUAAAAAUUUGUGGAUUUUGUUGUAGUUUUAAAUUUCUAGGUCGAAUUAAUAGACAUUAUAUUUAUAUAAUGUUGGCUUAUGCAUAAAUAGUUCCAACAAAACUAUUAACAUCUUGAUAAUAACUUACGAUGACUACAGACUUGUGUACAGAAGAUGUGGUUGUCUGUAUCGCAUCCCCGCAAAUGAUUUCUACGGGCGUGAGUGGCGGCGCGUCGGCCGCAGUGGAGCUCGGCCGGCGGCUGCUGCUGGCCGCGCGCGCCGGCCACACCGCGCUCGUGCUCGACCUCAUGGCCAAGGGCGCGCCCUUCACCACCGACUGGCUCGGCACGUCGCCUCUCCAUUUGGCCGCAACAAACAACCACACGGAGACCUGCGCAGUACUACUACGCGCGGGAGUGUCCAGAGACUCUCGGACUAAAGUUGAGAGAACUCCAUUACACAUGGCCGCAUAUGCAGGACAUUCGGACGUCGUGGCUUUGCUGUUAGAACACGGGGCUGCUGUGGAUUGCAAGGACAUGCUGCGUAUGACGCCGCUACAUUGGGCCGCAGAACGCGGACACACGGUCGUGGCGGAUGCAUUAUUGUCGCGCGGAUGCUGUGUGUCUCCGCGCAACAAGUUUAAUAAGACUCCGCGCGAUCUGGCCGCGUCGAAAGGACACUCUGAUAUUGUCGCUUUGAUUGACGCCGCGGAAGAGAGGCAGAGAGAUGCGGAGAUGAGGGUCCCCAGAGUGUCGUCGGAAGAGGCGCCGCCCCACGCGCGGCGGAAGGCGGAGGACAGGACACAGCCCGACCAGGGCUUCGCCACAAUUCAUAGAAUACAAGAAAUAAAACCACACACCAAAACGAAAAUACAAGAAGAAACUCCCAAUAAAAGCGAGACAAAGACUGAGUCAAAGGCGGCCGCGCUGCUGCGGCGCCACGGCAUCACGCUGCUGCCGGCCGACGACGGCGGCACCGUGCUCAGCGCGCUGCAGUGCGGCCGCACCGUCGUACUCUCGGACGCGGGUAAACUAAUGUUGAAAGAAAGCAGCACCCCGCAAGUGGUGUCGGCAUCCGCCGCGUCGCCCGCGCCCACCAUUUCCACUGCUGGGUCGCAAUCGCCGAGUAAGGGAGUGAAGCUGUUCACGCUCAAUAACAAGCUGUUACUGCCGAAGGCUCACAAGAAUCUGGGGAAUGUGCAGGUGUCGCAGGUGUCGCAGGUGAAGCUGGUGCAGCUGGCGCGCGGCCGCAAGCCCGGCACGCCGCUCAACAUCGUGGUGCACAACAACUCGCACCAUCGCCAGAGCCAGAGCGGCUGCGGCGCCCAGACAUCAGAGCGACAGUCAGAAUCUACAACCAAUGAAGAUGAAGACAAGGAAUCUCUCCGAUCACAACUCCAGGCAGCCAGAAAAGCCAUCGCCGCAUUGACGGCUGAGCUAGCUUCUUGCAAAUCUAAACUAGCGCAGUUCGAACGACAGACAUAAAAACUUGUACUAGUUUUCAACAGACGACGUAGCCUGUACAAAUGUGAAGUCUAAAUCGAGCUAGCAAAGUUAUAGUGAUUAAAAACGGAAACGUAUUAUGAUUCACUUUCAUCCCAUUUAAAUUUAAAAUCCCCGUUUAAAUAAUUGAUUCACAAAUAUAAAUGUUUGCUAUAGUUUCAAUAAUGCUUCAUAUAAACCGAGUGAUUACAUAUUACAAUAUGUCGAUUAACGUUUUGUCCAAAUUAAUUAAAAUAGUCCUUAUGAUCUAGGUAGAAUAUGGACGUAAAGUGAUAUUUGUAAAUACGUGUGUUGUUGGUGCCUCGAAACGGGACAGACUAAAAGACCUAUUAUGUACCUAUACGAUUGCAUGCUUGUAGAUUAAGAUGAGUAUUAUGCACAGAAAUGGUAUUGGUGAUUUUUUAUUUUUUUACUGUAAAAUGAUAGCUUUAAGGCCAAACAGUUGUGUUUAUCGAGUCUAUCACCUUGAUUUAAGGUUGCAAAAUAAAUUGAUUAAAACAUG
Molecule: messenger RNA, 2014 nt
Organism: Plodia interpunctella (Indianmeal moth)
Lineage: Eukaryota; Metazoa; Arthropoda; Insecta; Lepidoptera; Pyralidae
Gene: Atac3
Product: Ada2a-containing complex component 3
Exons: 11
Coding region: 160-1494 (444 amino acids)
Biological process (GO): positive regulation of transcription by RNA polymerase II
Cellular component (GO): nucleus
Molecular function (GO): protein binding; transcription cis-regulatory region binding
Source: RefSeq, a predicted model, not a curated record